UGUGGCGAAGGCUUUGAGUCAGGGCUGCUGAGGUCCCGUUCUGAGGCGUUGGUCUCAGGUUGUUGUCGUUCAGAGUCUGGAUUCUGAAUCUGUGGGAGACUGAACUGCUGCUGAUCUCCACUCCUACACUUUCAAGCACAGAACACCUGAGGGAGCUCCAGGAAGCAGGAGGGGAAGGUCUUGUUGUGAAGCAGUGUCCACAGCUGAGACAAGAGAGGAGACCCAGGUGGUGUCAGGAGUCAAGGCAUCUGAGUCUUCAACAACAAGCUCUUGCUGUCUACACAGAACACCAAGAUGCCUCAUGGUCAGGGGAGCCCAGACAGAAAGCUCGGGAGUGGCCCUCCUCAAAGCAGUACACGGGUCCCCAUGGGUGCGCAGGCCCUCAAGGAUGAGGAGAAGGAAGCAGCAGCCAGCGCUUCCUCUUCAUCCUCUUCCUCCUGUGCUGUAGUGGGGGCCGCAGCAAGAGAAGAGCCUGGGUCUGGGGCACCAAGUUGUCUUCAGGAUCCUCAGGGCACUUCUUCUCCCCCGACUGCCUGUGGUUUUACUCCAAGGGGCCAAUGCUGUGAGGGCUCCAGCAGGCAAGGAGAGGGGGGUGUGAGCUCCUCCCAGGGCAAGUAUAUCUCUCAGGUCACGCCGUAUGAGAUCCUGUAUGACAAGUUAGAUAAAUUGCUGCCAUUCGUGCUCCAGAAGUAUCAAAAGAAGGAGCAGGUCACCAUGGAAGAAAUGGUGCACAUUGUGGGCCAUGAUUACCAGGCCCGCUGCCCUCUGCUCUUUAAGGCACUCUUUGAGUUCAUGUGCCCGAGCAUUGGCAUUGAGAUGAAGGAAAUGGAUGCCCUUGGCCAUACAUAUGAAUUUGUCCCCAUCUUGGGCCUCACUUAUAAUGGGCUACUAGAUAACGAGGGCCAGACAUUUCCUAAAGCAAAACUUCUGACAGUCAUCCUGAGUAUGAUCACUGUAAAGGGCAACCGGCUCAGUGAGGAGGACCUAAGGGAACUACUGAGAAAUAGCGAGGUAUUAAGUGAGAGGGAACACUUUACUGGGGAUCCCUGGAAAUUCAGCACGGAGGAUUUGGUAAGGGAAAAGUACCUGGUGCACCAGCAGGUUCCUAACAGUGAUCCUCCUCGCUAUGAGUUCUUGUGGGGCCCAAGGGCCCACGCUGAAACCACGGAGAUGAAAAUCCUACAGCAUGUAUUCAACUGUGAUAGGGUAGAUCCCAGUUAUUACCUACAUCUAUAUGAACAGGAUUUGCAAUGAAGAACGUGUUUUCAGGGCCCCUGACAGGCAGGAUGAGUGACAGGGAAAGGGAGUAUUCCACAGUCCCGUCACUGCUUGGGUUCCAGCCACGUGAAUUGAGGUCAGAUGUCAGUUACUAUUUCUGGAAAUCAGGCAGUUUUCUAAGCAGAAAGGGCGU
Molecule: messenger RNA, 1411 nt
Organism: Chinchilla lanigera (long-tailed chinchilla)
Lineage: Eukaryota; Metazoa; Chordata; Mammalia; Rodentia; Chinchillidae
Product: melanoma-associated antigen 4-like
Exons: 4
Coding region: 295-1254 (319 amino acids)
Biological process (GO): negative regulation of transcription by RNA polymerase II
Cellular component (GO): nucleus
Source: RefSeq, a predicted model, not a curated record